This is a messenger RNA of Ochlerotatus camptorhynchus, 1164 nucleotides long. RefSeq names its product translation initiation factor eIF2 assembly protein-like. The transcript has 2 exons. The coding region runs from base 105 to 1163 and encodes 352 amino acids. Gene Ontology annotation, cellular component: cytoplasm. NCBI's taxonomy places the organism in Eukaryota, Metazoa, Arthropoda, Insecta, Diptera, Culicidae. The record is from RefSeq and is a predicted model, not a curated record.
ACCAUUGCCUAUAAACAUAUUACGCGUCACAUUCAAUCAAAAUUUCAUCAGAUUUUCUCUAAUAAUUUUCUAAUUAUAAGCGCUUUUGUGAGAUCCGAUUAAAUAUGUUGCUCCGAAAUAUCGAAUUGGAGAAGGCCGCCUGCAUGUUGGUGAACUGGUACGACCAGCUGAAAAAGAACACCAUCAAAUCCUACAUCAUUCCGAUUCCGGACGAUGUCCUGACGUAUCUUCGACAGGACAUGGUAAUUCUGCCGAAAGAAUGUUCCAAUCUUCAUUCAUCGGAGACCAACAAAGUUAAGCAUUAUAAUUCAUACGACGACCAAUUCAGCGACGACGAUGAUGAUGCAGAUCUGCCAGAAUUCCCGGCCUUCAGUAAGAUGCUUGCCGAUGCCAUUGAGAAACUGGGUGGAUCGGCUUUCCCGAAAAGCGAUUGGCACUGCCCGAAAGAUGCCCAGUGGAUCACCCUGGGGCAGUCGCUCUGCGUGAAAGACAUCACCGAUCUGUAUCAACUGUUGAAAGCGUCCAGCUUCUGCAAGGACGAUUUCGCCGAGAGGUCCCCCGUCAAUGCCAGUGGGUAUCACAUUGUACUGAAAAAGUGGCGGGACAUCCACCCGGGAUCGGAGUUCCGAUGCUUUGUGAAGAACAAAUCACUGGUGGCAAUUUCACCCAGGCAUUGGCCAUCGUACCACGAACACAUAGCUGCUGAGCGAAGCGACAUAGUCAGUGAUAUAGUUUCCUUGUACAAGGAAAAGAUCAAGGAAAGCUUUCCUUUGAAAGAUUAUGUAUUCGACGUCUAUCGUCCGGCGAAGGAUCACGUGGUGAUAAUGGAUUUUUCCCUGUACGGAAAAGGCCAUUCCGAUAGUCUGGCAUUUGACUACGAUCAACUGGAUGCGGAGGCAGCGACGGCCACCAUCGAGGAGGAAGACGAUCCCGAAUUCCGCUACCUUCCGGAGGAUUGCGGUAUACAACCGAACCGGAGAAACAACUACGGAUUCCCGCAGGAUGUUAUCGAUAUGUUUCAAGGCACAUUGGGCGGAGCUUCCACUUCGUCCGGUGCCGGCGGUGCCGAAGGCGAUAGCAGCAAUCUGAUCAACCGGUUGAUGGGAGAGUGGCAGCUGCAAGCGAAAGAGGAUGACAGCGAUGAUAGUAACCGACAAGAGUAAU